AGCAUUUGAGAUGCCUCGUCAUCCUUCUACACUGUCUCCCAUUCACCAUCUCGCGAUGAACACCAAUACAUCCGCUAUACGUUGUGCUUCAGAGCCUCCGAUCAGUAAACACAAACGUCCCGUUAGUUGUGCGUACAACCUGAAGACGAACUACAUGGCUCGUCGAUCAUCGCGAACCUCCAAACGCGAUAUUUUGGACCUCCGCGAAUUCCACAUCCAAGUCGCUAACGGACAGCACAGAAUGAAACAAGCUCUCCGUCGCGCACGCGCCCGCCGUCCACGGAAUGUUGACCUAAUGGAGCUGGACCUCCCUCGUCAAUUAGCACAGUUUACCCUCACUUCCCCAACUACUUCCUCAUUCCCCACUCAUGAGUCUCCAUCGUCCUCGUCCUCGUCCUCGUCCUCAUCACCGGAACCAGCAGACUCCCAGAUGAUGAUGGCUCCAUCCUCCAAGGACCUUCGGGACACAUGGGUUGCGUUGUUCGACUCAAUGCCACCCGGCUCGAUCCCGCGAUCGUCGGGUGAGUGCUGGGGAAACUAGAGAAGA
Molecule: messenger RNA, 547 nt
Organism: Cantharellus anzutake
Lineage: Eukaryota; Fungi; Basidiomycota; Agaricomycetes; Cantharellales; Hydnaceae
Exons: 3
Coding region: 11-541 (176 amino acids)
Source: RefSeq, a predicted model, not a curated record